AGACAGUUAUUCUCACUCACUGUCUCUCACGCACAGGUACUGAUUAGCCGUUGCUUUGUCUGCCCGACGAUGGAAAACAAGUUCUUGAUUUUAUUGCUGACCAUCGCAGUUCAAUUUCUGUCAACCGAGGGCCGAACGUGUCACUUCUACGACUACUCGAAGUCAUGUUCUGGUUCAAACUGCCCUUUGAGCACGAUUCAGUGUAAAGACGAGCAGGACAAGUGCUUCUCGGUUUAUGGCUACGCAACUGAUGGAACUUUGAAGGCUUUCCAAAUAGGCUGCUGGAAACAAGAUGACGGUUGUUCACAGACAGCGUGCAUAUUUCGGAAAGUUGCGUCAAUACAUUUCUGCUGUUGCACUGGGGACCUGUGCAACUCUUCGCGUCCAACAGGGGUUAAAGUACCAGCAGCAGUUGAUACUUCCAAGUAGUACAAACAAGAUAAUUUAAAGUGGCCAACAGUGCUACUGACCUUCCGGUUUUUGGUAUUCUCUCACAGCUAGCCCAAUGGUGCCGGAGAUCAGACAUUAGUUUUGACGUCUGGAGGUUAAUGGUUUGAAUAAAUUUUUCAUGUCAGAGAGAUCUCCAUUUCGAGAUCGGUAAAACCUGAUGCAAAUAGAACUUUUCGCGGUUUCUGACGCCAUCUUGCUUGGGAAGGGGGCCGGGGCAAACAUGGCAAAAGUUACAGUAAAUGUAUGGGGAAAAGUUAUGUUUUACAACUCACGGAAAAUCUGAGUUCUAAAGUAUCUAUGAAUUAAAAACUAAAGCUACAAGGUAAAACAAUUUACUGAUCGCAUUUGAUGGAAAUAGCCUCGCUAGAAAGGCCACAGUUAUGGUUUUCAUUUUUCCAUACAUUUGUCUGUAAAACCGAGUCACAAUUUCGCGGGAAGAUUUAAAGACAUUUGUAUGAAAAAUUAAGAGUGCAAUUCCUCGCCUCACUGCCAAUCUGUUCUUCGAAUUGAGCCAAAAAUCUGUUGGGUAUCUGUUUCUUGUAACUCAGCACACACUCAGAAAGUCAAUCACUUUCAGCUUAUUGGACUCAUUGGGCAUCGAACUUUUAAAUUCUCCUAACAUUUACUACAAUUGUUGCUGUGCUCGCCCCCGAGCAAGAUGGCGUCAGAAACUGUGAAAAGGUAUACUUGUCGUUGAAGUUGUUCGUCAACGUUAUUGGUGUAGAUGUGAUAGAAUUUUAAAGAUCAGAAAGGUCUAAAAGCGAAAACAAAACAGUUUGUCGUACAAGCAAGCUGAAACUUUUAGUAUAUAAGUCAAGGAUAGUUAUAACACAACCAAUAUAAAAGAUAAAAUUGCAACAAAAUAAUAAAAAUGAAACUUGUUAAUGUA
Orbicella faveolata is the source of this 1339-nucleotide messenger RNA. Its product is annotated as activin receptor type-2A-like. Gene Ontology annotation, cellular component: membrane. The record is from RefSeq and is a predicted model, not a curated record. NCBI's taxonomy places the organism in Eukaryota, Metazoa, Cnidaria, Anthozoa, Scleractinia, Merulinidae. Gene Ontology annotation, molecular function: transmembrane receptor protein serine/threonine kinase activity.